Messenger RNA from Tinamus guttatus (white-throated tinamou), 339 nucleotides. Lineage: Eukaryota; Metazoa; Chordata; Aves; Tinamiformes; Tinamidae. The record is from RefSeq and is a predicted model, not a curated record.
ACUAAAACUGGUAUUGCUUUAUUAUAUGAUGAAGUAUCUGAAAAUGCCUAUGACAUCCGACUGAAGCUUACAAAAGAGGUACUAACAAUUCAAAAACAAGAUGUCAUCUGUGUUAGUGGAAGUGAUCACAGUGCAAAUCACAGAACUGUUACACUUCGUAGACAACCAGUUGGUGGCUUGGGCUUAAGCAUAAAGGGUGGUGCUGAGCACAAAGUGCCUGUCGUCAUAUCAAAAAUAUUUAAAGACCAAGCAGCUGACCAAACAGGAAUGUUAUUCAUAGGAGAUGCAAUAAUACAGGUUAAUGGUAUUAAUGUAGAAAGUGCUACCCAUGAAGAAGUG